AAGUUCGAGUAUCUGUCUGAGAUUCAGUUAGUCAUCAGCUCGCAAACGAAGAUGCAGUACAAUCAACCACCGCCGGGAUCUACAGGUUAUCCGUAUCCGGCGCCACCGCCGAGUUACGAGCAGGUGGUGCACGUUCAGGCUCCAGUAAGAGUGGUACAUGCAUCUCAGCCGCCACCAGUGGUCAUCAUACAACAUCAAAAUGCACCGCCUGUGGGUCCUGACCCAUCUUUUAUCACCUGCCCCCACUGUCACGUCCAGAAGCUGACCCGGGUGGAGUAUGCUCCCAGUGUGAAAACCCAUUGCAUGGCCGCCCUCCUUUGCAUCGUUGGUCUGUGGUGCUUCGCCUGUCUACCCUACUGCGCCACCAGCUGCAUGAACGCCAACCACUUUUGCGGCAACUGCAACAAGUUCGUGGGCGUCUAUAGUAGUGAUUAAGCCCGGUACGAAAAUAAACAAACAAGAAACAGUCGGACCCCAAACAAAACGAAGCAAAUCGAACCGAUUGAAACACCCCCAUCGGAAAUCAUUGGAAAGCGAACAUUUUUGGCCAGGUGUGAACAGACGACGGCGACAACGGCUACGAGAACGAUAUUCCUCGGCGGGGUCGGAAAGCUUUGGGUUUUGGGUUGAUAACAAAGUCAGAUACUGGACACACAUUUUUUCCACCGCGUUCCCUUGAGUCAUUUACGAAAACACACCCAGAACCGCAAUAUGGAGCGUGUCUAUCCGGCUACACCUUUGGAAGCGCCCAAGGGAUCCGGAGAGGUGGAGUCACCUCCGGAACACCAGCAGCUCUUGACACCGCCCGCUCCACCGAGUUACGAUCAAGCAACAGGCACACCGGCAGAGACAACGGGGCCUGCUCCCACAACAACCACCACCCAUCACACAGUGGUGGUGGUGCCCAGUUCGCCUUACGGCCCGGAGCCCAUGGACGUUCAGUGCCCUCACUGCCACAACUACGCCCGGACCCGGAUCUCCUACAAGCCCAAUUCGCGCACCCAUCUGAUUGCCCUGAUU
This is a messenger RNA of Drosophila ananassae, 1020 nucleotides long. Its product is annotated as lipopolysaccharide-induced tumor necrosis factor-alpha factor homolog. Gene Ontology annotation, molecular function: zinc ion binding. The coding region runs from base 52 to 435 and encodes 127 amino acids. Lineage: Eukaryota; Metazoa; Arthropoda; Insecta; Diptera; Drosophilidae. The record is from RefSeq and is a predicted model, not a curated record. The transcript has 3 exons.